CUUGCUCGUGAGAAGCGGAUCCAGUUCUCUUUCAGUCGACGAACAAGCAUCACAUACUCCGUCGGACGCCGUCCACAGUUGUCAGCGCUGCGUGGUUGUUCUCGGGCAAGCAGUGAAGAAGGUUCGAACCCUCGGGCUUUUUCUACUCCCGAAGUCCGUCAAUGGACUCAGAUGCUGAAGACACAAAAUCUCAAGUUGAAAACGCAGAGCAUCCAAAGGGGUUAGAGCCACUAGCAAAGAAGGCAAAGAAAAAGCAGAAAAAGGAGCGCCUGCCAGUGCAGGCGAAGGUGCAAAUCCUCCAUGAUCACCCAGAUAAAAUCCCUCCCAUUGUUGGGUAUUUUCCUUCUGGGUUCGAUCCUCAGAAGGCUUUAGACAAUGAUUCUGAAUCUGGGCUGGGUUCUCCAAAUAUUAAGGUUUAUCGAAAUAAGAAAAUGCCCAAAAGGUUGCAGCUUGUGGUCAGCCCUAAUGGGUCAUCAGUGGAUUUUGUUGGCACAAAUUAUUCUGGUGAGGCUACAGCUGGACAGAAGUGCAUGUAUGCACUUGGGGUUUUUGAUAAAGAAACCCAUGCCCUGAAGGUUGUGCCCAUUGCUGCCAACAAGAUAUUCAGAUUGGAUCCUAGAGUGAGAGGCUUAGAAUAUUCUGAUAAAGAAACUGAAAGCUCAACUGCGGUAGAGCUGACAGCAAAGGAGAGGGCAGACAGAGCUAGAUAUACUACCAUUUUAUGGGGAUCAAAGUCGUCAAUAAAAAUGGCUAAAAAGAUACAUGCUCUCAGACAAGAAGGCGAUCCUUUAUCUCAAAAGGAGUUGGAUGUGAAAUUGAAAAAUAUUGUUGUAAACAAGGAAGCUCUUGAAAGUACUGAGGCUCAUGUUUCCCGGAAUAUUCCCCCAUAUGAUGCUUCUGCCACUGCACCCGAGCAGGCAUAUCCUUUGGAAAAGAUUAUACCUAACGUAGAGUGGGAUUAUCUCGAAGAUAUUUAUUAUCUUUUGCAACAGAAUGAAGCAGACUUCAAAGGUUACCCAACAUUUAUCUGCAACAGGAUAGAUGAAUUAAAGAAGAUUCAGGACGAGUCAGAGAAGAGGAAGGUCUGUCGCAUAUUUUCAUACAUCAAUCAUCUCAUAAAGUUCAAAGAACAGCAAGCUGUUAAUUGUUCUGCAUCUACUAGGGCCCACAAAAUCCCAAGCAUCGUGCAUCACAAGUUUUCAUCAAUGUUUACAGUUCCUGAAUCAAAAUGGCUACCUUCAGAGAAGAUUAAUCUUCUCAUCAGUUAUGUCUUGGUGCUCACUCUAUUCUCUGAUCAGUUUCGAACAAACUACACAGAUAUAGCAAAGGACCUGAAGAUGAGCUCGGUACCUGUUAGACAACGUUAUGAGAACCUGGGUUGCAAGAUUAUUCGUGAGAAUAAAUUAUUUUAUGCCACCCUUCCCGUCCCUCUUCAAUUUCCUGAGUUGAGGCAGAGGUAUAAGCGGAAGAGAACAUAGAUAGAUCAAUCCCCAAGUCCUUGUUUCUGCCAUUUAUAAUAGCUAUGUUGGCUUUUUGUUUAUCAUGGUGCAGUGAUUAUGCCCAUUUUUGUUACCUAACUCUUCCGAGGAUUCUCAUGGUGUUUUUGGUUGAAGUGUUUUUGAAUGGAUUUUAUGAACCUUUUUUUUUAUAAAGCAAAUUUAUAGUGACAAA
Molecule: messenger RNA, 1671 nt
Organism: Prosopis cineraria
Lineage: Eukaryota; Viridiplantae; Streptophyta; Magnoliopsida; Fabales; Fabaceae
Product: DNA-directed RNA polymerase I subunit rpa49-like
Exons: 5
Coding region: 162-1478 (438 amino acids)
Biological process (GO): RNA polymerase I preinitiation complex assembly; transcription elongation by RNA polymerase I; nucleolar large rRNA transcription by RNA polymerase I
Cellular component (GO): RNA polymerase I complex
Molecular function (GO): DNA binding
Source: RefSeq, a predicted model, not a curated record